Molecule: messenger RNA, 933 nt
Organism: Capronia epimyces CBS 606.96
Lineage: Eukaryota; Fungi; Ascomycota; Eurotiomycetes; Chaetothyriales; Herpotrichiellaceae
Exons: 1
Coding region: 1-933 (310 amino acids)
Source: RefSeq, a predicted model, not a curated record
AUGGCGCAGAAUGGCCAGACCACUCCGCCGGUCUUCUCCAAGGCGGACGCCGUGAAUGAAACGUCCAAGCUGGUGCACAGGAUCAUUCCGUACAAAGACCUGGAGCCGUCCUGGCACGUUCCGGCGGCCAAGGAGCCCGGGUUCAUGCGCUGGCUCAUCACCUGGGUGGGCGGGCCGGCCGGGCACAUCAACACGAACCCGGACACGGCCCAGGUCAGCCAGAACACGGUGACGGGGCUGAUGCACAUGGGGGUGGGCCAGAAGCAAAAGGGGCUGCACUACCACAGCGUGACGGAGAUCUACGUGGUGAUCAAGGGCCAGCUGGAGGGCUUCGACGGCAAGGGCGACAAGCAUGUGGCCGGCCCGCUGGACUGCGUGUACAUCCCCAAGGGCGUGCCGCACGGCGUGCGCAACUGCGGCACCGAGGACUGCGAGUUGAUCUGGGUGCACGACGGGAUCGAGAAGAAAGGCACGUCGGUCUACUUCAUGGACGGCAUCUACACCGGCCCGCCGCAGGUCGACGAGAUCUCGGUCGUCAACUUCCGCGACCUCGAGCCGUCGUACGACGCCUACCGAGCCAGGGAGGUCGAGUUCGCCCGCUGGAUGGUGAACUGGGUGGCCGGCCCUGUGGGCUACGAGAACGUCAACCGCGGCCAGGCCGUCGAGAACGACAAGGUGUCGAUCGGCUUGACCGUGGUGCCGCCCGCCCAGAAGAUAGUCCCGCACCGCCAUGAGACCGCCGAGCACUACGUCGUGCUCCAGGGCAAGGCUCUGAUCAAUGCCGGCCGCGGGAAUGAAGAGCUGGGAAAGCUGGACGGCGUCUAUGUCCCGCCGUGUCUGGAACAUGGCGUCCGUAACCACGGCGAAGAGCCGCUGUACUUGCUGUGGGUACACGAGAAGCCACAGAAGAUUGGAAGUACGACGUACCGGUGA